Strongyloides ratti is the source of this 1590-nucleotide messenger RNA. Its product is annotated as UDP-glucuronosyl/UDP-glucosyltransferase family-containing protein. Lineage: Eukaryota; Metazoa; Nematoda; Chromadorea; Rhabditida; Strongyloididae. Bases 1 to 1590 code for a protein of 529 amino acids. The record is from RefSeq and is a predicted model, not a curated record. The transcript has a single exon. Gene Ontology annotation, molecular function: UDP-glycosyltransferase activity.
AUGUUAUAUAUUAAUAAAUUUAUUUAUUUACUUCCUUUUUUAUUUUUUGUUUCACAUUCAUAUAAAAUUCUUGUAUAUAAUCCCAGGAGAUCUCAUUCUCAUAUUCAAUAUGUUGGAAGGAUAGCUGAUACUCUUCAAGAAGCUGGUCAUUCAGUAACUGUUCUUCAACCAAUUCAAAUUGCAUCAAUAGAAACUAUUGGAUCUAAAUUAGCUAAAGUAAUUAGUAUUAAUAAUCCAAUAGGUGAUGACGAUUUUAUGAAAAUUCUUAAACUAUUUGAAGAUGAUGUUUGGAGAAAAAAUGGUAACAAUCCAUUAAGUAUGGUAUCAUUAUUUAAAAAAUUUUCUAUUUUAUUAAAACAAAAUUGUAAAGAUUUAAUUGAAAAUACAACUUUAAUUAAUGAAUUUAAAAAAGAAAAUUUUGAUAUUGCUUUUUCACAAUUUUAUAAUCCAUGCGCUUUUGGUUUAUUUGAGAUGAUGGGUAUAAAAAAAGUUAUAUCUGGAUCAUCUACUGGUCUUAAUGAAGCAUAUUAUGAUUUAUUUGGUCUUGAAUAUCCAUUAAGUUAUGUUCCAUCAAUUAUUGGAGGAGGUGGAAUACCUAAAGGUAUUAUUGAAAGAACUAAAAAUGUUUUUUCAUAUUUAUUUUCUAAAUAUUUUAUUAUUAAAUCAUUUAACUCAAAAGAUCAAGAUGCUUUUGAUGAAGUUUUUGGUGAAGGAAAAUAUAAUCUUUGGAAAUUAAUGUCAAAAUCAGCUUUUCAUUUUGUAAAUUCUAAUCCAUUAAUUGAUUUUCCACAUCCAACAACAUCAAAAAUUGUAGAUAUUGCAGGAAUUGGUAUAGUAGAGGGAAAAAGUUUAGAUGAUGAGUAUGAUAAAAUACUAAAUAUAAGAGAAAAAAAUGUUAUCAUGUCAUUUGGUAGUGUAGUAAAAUCAAAAAAUAUUCCAGAUGAUAAGAAAAAAUCUAUAUUAGAAACAUUUAAACAAUUUCCAAAUGUAACAUUUAUUUGGAAAUAUGAAGACAAUGAUAUUUCGUUUGCAAAAGAUUAUCCAAAUGUAAUAUUAAAAAAAUGGAUUCCUCAAGUUGAUUUAUUAAAGGAUAAAAGAGUUAACCUAUUUAUUACACAUGGUGGUUUAAAUAGUGCUAUAGAACUUUCUUAUAAUGGUGUACCAUCAAUUUUUAUACCAUUUUUUACUGAUCAAAAAAGAAAUUCAUUUAUGAUUAAAAGAUAUGAGUGUUCUAUUAUCAUGGAAAAAGAAACACUUGGAGAUCCAGUAACAUUUAAAAAAAAUAUUAAUGAAAUAUUAAACAAUAAAAAAUAUUUAGAAAACGCCAAAAAACUUGCAAAAAUGUUAUCUUUAUAUCCUCAUGAGGCAAAAAAGAAAUUGAUAAAAAGUGUUGAGUUUGCUGCAGAAUUUGGAGAUAUUAAAGAAAUGAACUUACCUUCAAUGGAAAUGAAUAUAAUUGAACUUUACAAUAUUGAUGUUUAUUUUAUUUUAUCUUUGAUAGUAAUUAUUAGCAUAACGAUAGCAUAUAAAGUAGGAAAAAAAAUCAUAAUGUUAUGUAGAAAAAAGAUUAUCAAAAAUAAAGUUGAUUAA